UGUCAGGAUACGUCAGAUGAAAAACCAUCGAGAUCGACGGUGCUUAAUUAAUUAAUUCAAGUUUGUUUUGUAAGAAUUUUAAAAUGGAUCCAUUUGCUGUUAUUGACGAAAACCCUGGCAUCAUGAAUGUUAAAGAAAUUAUUGACACGGCUUUCGGUGAUUUCGAGAAAAACACCGUGAAUUUCAAGCUUGUACAGGCAGUACUUCUAAUCCUGGCUAAACAACUAAGACUUCUAGAACGGCGGGUGGAGGUAGAGAUGGGUCCGCUUCCUUUGAUUCCUACUGGUAGUUCUCUGUCUGUAACUGAAGUCAAAAUACAUACAAUGCAGAAGAAAAAAAAGAAAACGAAAGGGGGUGAGGAUGAGGGCGACAAACGAAAGACUAAAGGCGGCAAAGGUCGUAAAGCUCAGACUGGAGGUUCAGCUCCAGACAAAAAUACUCCAGAAAAGACAUCGUCUGGAAAAUCCUCAGCUGAUAAGACUUCCUCGGGUAGAAAUGCUUAUGAGAAAACUGGAGGAGGCACUACAGAUAGGGCUGCAUCCGUCAAAUCCCCUUCAGAAAGGACUGCUUCUGCAAGGUCGGAAAAAACUACGACGGAUAAAACUUCAUCCAGCAAGUCGACAUUAGACAAAACUUCGACUGAUAAAACUUCGACGGAUAAAACUUACACUGAUAAAAAUUACACGGAUAAAACUUCCACGGAUAAAAAUUUCACGGAUAAAACUUCGUCCAGCAAGUCGACAUCAGACAAAACUUCGACUGAUAAAACUUCAUCCGCUAAAUCCACCGCGGAUAAAACUUCAACCAGCAAGUCAACUUCCGAUAAGACUACAACUAGCAAGUCAACCUCCGAUAAAACUUCAACUGGUAGAUCUACGUCCGAUAAGGCUUCCACUGAUAAAACUUCAUCCGGCGGCAAGUCCUCAUCUGAUAAAACUUCAACAGAUAAAACAUCAACGGAUAAAACAUCAACUGAUAAAACUUCAUCAGAUAAAACAUCAACGGAUAAAACUUCAUCAGAUAAAACAUCAACGGAUAAAACAUCAUCAGAUAAAACUUCAACAGAUAAAGCUUCAACAGACAAGACUUCGUCAGAUAAGACUUCAACAGACAAGACUUCCUCAGAUAAAACUUCAACUGAUAAAACGUAUUCUUCAAAAACUACGUCAUCGAGCAAAGAUAAGUCGAGCGUCAAGUCACCUACUUCAUCUGGCAAAGGUUCAAGGAAAGGGGACGCUGACAAGGCUUCUCUAAAGCGAACGCACAAAGCUGGUGGCGGCGGUGGUGGUGUUGGUGGUGGGGGUGGCAGUGCUGUGCAGCUAGGUCCUGUGGACCUGAAUCAACUGGAGGAGCAAAAGGAAAAAGUUCUGCGUAUCAUACAUCAGAGAGCUGACUCUUUCGAGGAAUCAAAUAAGACACCCACCCCAAUGGCAUCUGCUGAAUCUUUAGAGCCGCACUACGAAAAAUUACUUGUCGUUCACAGAACGCCUAGUAAGGAGUUAAGAAAGGCUCACGGGCACAUGCCGCGGAUAUCAGUUGUAACGCAAGAACAAUUUGAAGAAUUGGCAGACAUGGUCCGCCAGCUUCAACGCAAACUUUUGCCUCUCGGUACUCCGACGUUUCCGGAGCACAUUGAACUUAUGGAAGAACUUCGUAAAGGUGCUUCUCUCACCGAUGCCAUGGCGGCAUUACAACUGUCAGCUCGAUUAGAAGCGACAGAAAAAGGACUGGAACAUAUCAUUGGAAUGGUCACAGAAUUAGCUAAAAGAACGCCUGGCGUAGUUGUAGACGAAACAUUGUUUCAUUUUGGUAUCCGUCCUGAAGGAGCGAUGGCUCAUGGCGGGGCCAUUGGCGGCGGAGGCGGAUACGGCGGUGAAGGUGUAGGUGGAGGCGUAGGUUACCGGGGAGGCGGUAGUACUAGGCCUGGAAGUAGUAGUACUAGACCUGGAAGUGGUGUUCCAUCAAGCGGUGCGUCAGGGAUUAGUGGGCAUACAGGAGCCGGUGGAGUAACUGGCGGUGGAGUAGGUAGUGCCCGUGCGGGCACCCCGAACACUACGUCUGGCAGUGGUCGGGGUUCUGGUAGUGGCCGUGGAUCGGGGAGCUCCGGGAGUGGAAGUGCUGGACGUCAUGGAAAACACGGUAUUAAAUCUGGAGGUGUGAGUACUGCAACGAGCACCUUUGGUUCCGAGGCAGGCACUUACACAACUCAGCAAAGUGAUAGAAGCCCACAAAAACACUACUCGACACAUCCAAGAUCUCAAGAAGAGACAUCCGAAGCAGCAACUGAUACUACUGAAUCUAAAGAAACGGGAACAGGUCAUUCGAAAGUAACAGAUGAAUCAAAGGCUUCAAGCGAAUUUGCAAUAAAAGUGGAACACGUCACAUUCCAAGCUUUGGAUGAAGCUAUGAAUGAAUUGCACACCAGCAUAUUUAAUACAGUAACAGCGAUUACGAAACGUACUACAAAAACUGCCGAGAAUGCCUUCAAGUUAGCUUCGAGUUUAGAGGGAAAACUCGAAGCAGGUUUGGUAGCUAGUGCACGAAUGAAUACGCUAGAAGACCUUGUCGAUCAGUAUGCAGCUCAAAUUAACGCUCUAGAUACUGGUCUCUCGUCUCAGAUGACCAAUUAUCAAGAACAGUUAACACAAAUGCAGCAUGAUUUAGAAGUUGGGUUAGAAACAAUGGCUGAAGUUCUAGCUAACACAGGAGGAGAUACAGCAGCGGUUGCUGAGCUUAAUUCACAUUUUACAACUCUUCAAAUGGACUUUGACAAUAUGCUGUAUCGACAAAGAGAGUUGAAGGACUGUCUUGAAUCAAUAUCAUUUGACCUCGAAGGUCUAUGGAAACAAAUUGAAAUGUUGAGGGACAUUAAAUCUGAUCGCGAAGAAGUCGUUGAUGCCCUAAGAGACAAAGCUGGUAUAGGUGAAUUAAAUGGACUUGUAUCGUUACAUCAAUUUGAGGCAGUAAGAGGUGAUUUCGAAAAGCGCAUCGCUGCAGCUUAUGACAAAUUUAAUAACCAAGAAGUAAUUUGGCAAAAAGCCAUUGACGACCUCGUAAGGGAACUUAACGAAAAAGCGGAUAUAGUUCAAGUGGAAUCUUUGAAGAGCGAAAUCAACAAAUAUCUCAAUAUUAUGAAGGGUCGUAUGCAAUUCUUGAUUGAUAUUGUGGGAGAACCAAAAUCUGCAAUGCUUUCAAGAAAAUUAUUCAGAGACACUGCGUGUCUCUCCUGUGGGAGUCCAGCCCAUAUGGACCAUGAAGAACCCUGUGUUGUACCGGCUUUACCAAAGUUCCAUUCGGGCAGAAAACCAGCGGAAGGUGCAGAAGCUAGACUGCCUAAAGGAGAUGGUGACCAUGGAAUUUGUUAUCCUGGUUUGCCUUUACCACAUCCGAGGGAUCCAAGAUCGCACAUUUGUACGCGAUAUUGUGGAGGUUCGCAUACUUUAAUAAACGACGCACCACCCAGGCCACCUCCGGGAUUAGAUGUUGUGAAGGUCGUGAGAGAAAUUACCACGGCAGAGGGAACAGACGGAAGGAUGUAUGUGGUCGAUAACCCUGAAAAAUUUCCAUGUAAACCAUGCAACCUGAAGAAAAAUCCUCCUACGCCAACAGAGAUAAUUAAAGAUCCAACUACAGUCGAUUACGCUGACGUCACACCACCUCCAGACUCGCAAAUGACUGCAGGACUUGGAAGUGGCGAGCCUACAUUACUGCAGGAUCAAACUGUCCCAGAAUUGACAAAUUAAUCACUUGCAUUACAAAUGGAAUUUUAUAGCCAUUUUUUAUACUGUUGUUUUUUUUUUAUUAAACAGAAAUGAUCUAACA
Messenger RNA from Trichoplusia ni (cabbage looper), 3822 nucleotides. RefSeq lists its product as uncharacterized. The record is from RefSeq and is a predicted model, not a curated record. The transcript is spliced from 17 exons. Lineage: Eukaryota; Metazoa; Arthropoda; Insecta; Lepidoptera; Noctuidae. The coding region runs from base 84 to 3743 and encodes 1219 amino acids.